Messenger RNA from Tricharina praecox, 2388 nucleotides. RefSeq names its product phosphate transporter. Bases 311 to 2044 code for a protein of 577 amino acids. Lineage: Eukaryota; Fungi; Ascomycota; Pezizomycetes; Pezizales; Pyronemataceae. Gene Ontology annotation, cellular component: membrane. The transcript has 3 exons. The record is from RefSeq and is a predicted model, not a curated record. Gene Ontology annotation, biological process: phosphate ion transmembrane transport.
GGUGGUGGUGGUGGUGGUGCUGGUGGUGGCACGCCCGCAGCAUGUUGGUGGCAUACAUGGAAAGUAGGUACUCGGGCAUAGAUGGAUAGAUACAUAAAUAUCCUCCCCCGCCCACCCCCCACCAGCCCGUUCGAAUCCGUUCCCUAGAAUCAUCAGCAUCCUCCGCUUGCCCUCUGCAGUCUCUCAGACACAGGCCAGAAUCCCCCGUUCUGUCCUUCGCCGAUAGCUGCUUCAGUCAGCUUCCGCCCUCCUCGAGUUCGACGCUCUUCGCAUCACCACCUUCACAACCACCACCACAACAGUCGUCACGAUGGCCAUCUACCAUGAGAUCGACUACAUCUUUGCUUUGGGCAUGAUCUUCGCCUUCUUGGACGCGUGGAAUAUCGGUGCCAACGAUGUCGCCAAUUCUUUCGCUACCUCGGUGUCUUCUCGGUCCCUCACUUUGGCGCAAGCCAUGAUGAUUGCAACGGUUAUGGAGUUUACUGGUGCUCUCACCGUCGGUGCCCGUGUCUCGGACACCAUUCGGUCCAAGAUUGUUCUCCCCUCGGCCUUCGCUGACCAGCCUGGUGUUCUCGCUUUGGGCAUGCUUUGCGCUCUUAUCGGAUCUUCCACUUGGCUCACCGUCGCCACCUUCAUCGGUCUUCCCGUCUCGACCACUCACUGCAUCGUCGGUGGUGUCAUCGGAAUGGGUAUCGCGACUGUCGGUGUCGACAACGUUGCCUGGGGAUGGAACGACAAGGGUGUCGCUCAGAUCGUCGCCUCGUGGGUCAUCGCCCCCGCCAUCGCCGGAUGUUUCGCUGCCGUCAUCUUCUCGGUCACCAAGUAUGGUGUCCUGAAGCGCUCGAACCCCGUCAAGUACGGAUUCAUCAUGGUCCCCAUCUACUUCGGUAUCACCUCCGCCAUCUUGACCAUGUUGAUCGUCUGGAAGGGAGCUGCUUCCCUCGACCUCGACGACUGGAACGCGGCCCAGAUCUGUGGUACCAUCUUCGGUGUUGCCGGCGCCGUCAUGCUCAUCGUCAUCUUAUUCUUCCUUCCCUGGUUGCACCGCAAGCUCGUGCUCAACGACUGGACCCUGAGGGGCUACCAUGUAUUCCUCGGUCCCCUCCUCCUCAAGCGUGGCCCCGUUCCCGAUGCCCCCGAGGGUGCCAACCUCGACAUCGUCCAGGACUACUACCGCGGACACGCCACCCGUGAAGAUCUCGAGGCUGCCCACAUCAACGAGGACACCAUUAAGGACAUGGAGCACUUCCGCGCUCAGAAGGAGGUCCUCGAGUCCGGCACCCCCGACGACAUCGAGGCUGCUAAGGCUAAGAUCGCUGCCUCCGGUAAGGCGCUCGCCGACGUCGAGAAGAAGGAUGCUGGCCCAUGGUACUUGCCCAAGAACAUCGGAAAGAUGAUGCUCGCCGCUUUCCUUCACGGAGUCACCAAGGACGUCAUCGAGGAGCAGAACCGUGACGGUCGUCUCGCCGGAAACAUGGUCGACAUGCACGCCCGCGCCGCCCACUUCGACAACAAGGCCGAGCACUUGUACUCGUUCCUCCAGGUUCUCACCGCCGCCACCUCCUCGUUCGCCCACGGUGCCAACGACGUCUCCAACGCCAUCGGUCCUCUGUCCACCAUCUUCCUCGUCUGGAACACCGGCACCAUCGCCUCCAAGGCUCCCGUCCCUCUCUGGGUUCUCGCCUACGGAGGAUCCGGUAUCGUCAUCGGUCUGUGGACUUACGGAUACAACAUCAUGCGCAACCUCGGUAACCGUCUCACUCUGAUGUCUCCCACCCGUGGUUUCUCGAUGGAGCUCGGUUCCGCCGUCACCGUUGUCAUGGCCACCCGUCUGUCGCUGCCCGUGUCUACCACGCAGUGCAUUGUCGGCGCCACCAUGGGUGUCGCGCUCUGCAACGGCGACUACCGCGCGCUCAACUGGCGCAUGGUCGCCUGGUGCUACUCGGGCUGGAUCCUGACCCUGCCCAUCGCCGGUAUCAUCUCCGGCUGCUUCAUGGGUAUCAUCAUCAACGCGCCCACGUGGUCCGGUAUGGCCGCCGCUUAAAUCGUCUCGGUCUCUUGUCUGGUCUCUUGUCACACACACCCCCCUCCUCUCUCUCUCGCGAAAGAAAAAAAAGUCAAUUGUACAUUCUUAAUUCUUCAUAUUCUUUUUUUAUCCGGUGGUUUGGGUUCGGUUUCUUUGGAGGGAUAGAUCUUGCUUGCUUGCACGUUGUAGGGAGUGGGUGGGGGAGGCUUUCUCUCGCUUUUUUUUCUUUUUCUUCUUUCUUUCUUUUUUUCUUUUGGUCUUUGACUGCUAGGGUAGGUUGGGUUCGGGUCGGGGUGGUUGGGUGGUUAGUGAAUAGUUCGCAGAAAUGGCUGGAUGGUCGGUCGGGGGAUUUUUGAUUACAC